AUGGAGGCCGUCAUUCGAGAUGCGCCCUUCGGGCAGCUUGUCCGAUACUUGACCAAAAACAAAUACUUCCAAUACCCCGAAGAAAAGCCUGACUUCAAGCUUCCCGACACAUGGCUGGAGCUUCUGAAUGAUUCCGCAAGUAUCAUCGGAGAUGAAAAGGUUAUCUCACCAGAGACAAAUCACAACAGUCACAACAGUCACAACAGUCACAACAGUCACAACAGUCACAACAGUCACAACAGUCACAACAGUCACAACAGUCACAACAGUCACAACAGUCACAGUAGUGAGCCUUUGAGCCGAGCCUCCACCCAGGCUUCCCAAAUCGAAGCCCGCCUACAGCUCGAGGAACAACAUGAGAUCGAGAAAACAAAGUCCAUUCCAAUUGCGCCGAAGAAGACAAAAGAUGGGGCCAUCCUCGUCGACUGGUACUAUACCGACGACUCGGACAAUCCUCACAAUUGGUCUAAUCGAAAGCGUGCUCUCAUUGCCACCAUCAUCUGUUUAUACACUUUCGUUGUAUACACGACCUCCGCUAUCUAUACCUCCUCCACAGAGGGUAUCAUGAGGGAGUUUGGUGUGGACACUCUGCUCGCAACACUGGGUCUGUCGCUUUAUGUCCUUGGUUAUGGUAUCGGUCCAUUGGCCUUCUCUCCAUUGAGUGAGAUCCCUGUCAUCGGUCGCAACCCGGUCUACAUCAUCACCAUGUUCCUCUUCGUCAUCAUCUCUAUCCCAACAGCUCUGGUGAAGAACUUCGCCGGUCUGAUGGUACUUCGUUUCCUGCAGGGCUUCUUCGGCUCCCCCUGUCUUGCCUCUGGAGGUGCCUCCAUCCAAGACAUGUAUAGCUUGAUGGCUCUUCCCUACGCCAUGAUGGCUUGGGUCUCCGCCGCUUACUGUGGACCUGCUCUCGGCCCCCUACUCAGUGGCUUCGCCGUCCCCGUGAAAGGCUGGCGCUGGUCUCUAUACAUCUCAAUCUGGGCCUCCGCGCCGGUCCUGAUCGUGAUGUUCCUGUUUCUCCCAGAAACCAGCAGCGCAACCAUCCUGCUCAGACGCGCAAGCCGCCUCCGCAAGAUCCAUAACAACGAGCGCUUCAUGGCUCAAUCUGAGAUCGACCAGCGGAACAUGCGCGUUUCAGCAGUUGCCAUUGAUGCCCUCAUCAAGCCUCUGGAAAUCACCAUCAAAGAUCCCGCAGUGCUCUUCGUCCAGAUCUACACUGCCAUCAUCUACGGCAUCUACUACUCCUUCUUCGAGGUCUUCCCUCUCGUCUACCCAGUCGACUACGGUAUGAACCUCGGCCAGAUCGGUCUCGUCUUCCUGUGUAUUCUGGUUUCAUGUAUUCUGGGUAUCGCCGUCUACGUCGCUUACAUCCACUACUGGAUGAACCCCCGCAUUCGCCGCUUCGGAUUCGGUGCUCAGGAGUCUCGUCUCAUCCCUGCUCUACCGGCCUCUUUCGGUCCUACUAUUGGUCUCUUCCUCUUUGCUUGGACGGCGCGUGAGUCUAUUCAUUGGAUUGCGCCAACUAUCGGUAUCACCAUCUAUGGUGCGACCGUGUUCAUCGUUAUGCAGUGUAUCUUUGUCUAUAUCCCUCUAAGCUACCCGCAGUACGCGGCUAGCUUGUUCGCUGCGAAUGAUUUCUUCCGCAGUGCUCUUGCUUGUGGAAGUGUGUUGUUUGCGCACCCGCUCUUUGGAAACUUGGGCGUCGCUCGCGGUGUCAGUCUUCUUGGUGGAUUGAGUGUUAUUGGUAUUAUUGGUAUCUGGCUGCUUUACUUCUAUGGUCACCGACUCCGUGCUCUGAGCAAGUUUGCUCUCUCGGAAUAG
Molecule: messenger RNA, 1818 nt
Organism: Penicillium brevicompactum
Lineage: Eukaryota; Fungi; Ascomycota; Eurotiomycetes; Eurotiales; Aspergillaceae
Product: MFS transporter
Exons: 2
Coding region: 1-1818 (605 amino acids)
Biological process (GO): xenobiotic detoxification by transmembrane export across the plasma membrane
Molecular function (GO): fluconazole transmembrane transporter activity
Source: RefSeq, a predicted model, not a curated record